This is a messenger RNA of Chelmon rostratus (copperband butterflyfish), 1916 nucleotides long. It is a transcript of the gene cirsr, whose product is annotated as corepressor interacting with RBPJ, CIR1. Gene Ontology annotation, molecular function: transcription corepressor activity. Bases 74 to 1456 code for a protein of 460 amino acids. The transcript is spliced from 10 exons. NCBI's taxonomy places the organism in Eukaryota, Metazoa, Chordata, Actinopteri, Chaetodontiformes, Chaetodontidae. Gene Ontology annotation, cellular component: nucleus. Gene Ontology annotation, biological process: negative regulation of DNA-templated transcription. The record is from RefSeq and is a predicted model, not a curated record.
GCUACGCUAGCAACUCCAUUAGCUAAACUUAGUGCUACGUUCUCAACUCGGUUGGUGUAAUAGGUUGUCAGCCAUGGGGAAAUCAUUUGCUAAUUUCAUGUGCAAGAAGGAUUUUCAUCCCGCCUCUAAGUCAAACAUCAAAAAGGUAUGGAUAGCAGAACAAAAACUGACUUUCGAGAAGAACAAGCAAGAAGAACUUAUGCAGGCCUAUCUGAAAGAGCAGGACACUUACAACAACAGGUUGUUGAUGGGGGAUGAUCGUGUUAAAAAUGGCCUCAAUUUUAUGUACGAGGCUCCACCUGGAGCAUCCAAAGAGGAAAAGAAAGAGGAGGGGGAAGAAGAGUACAAAUUUGAGUGGCAGAAGGUGGCUCCUCGAGAAAAGUAUGCAAAGGAUGACAUGAAUAUAAGAGAUCAGCCAUUUGGAAUCCAGGUGCGCAACGUGAGAUGCAUCAAAUGUCACAAAUGGGGCCAUGUGAACACAGACAGAGAGUGUCCUCUCUAUGGGCUGUCGGGAAUCAAUGCCAGCUCUGUGGCCUCGGAGGAGGCAGCAGGUCCGUCGAUGCACCCCUCGGAGUUAAUGGCGGAGAUGCGAAACAGUGGGUUUGCCUUGAAAAAAUGUGUCCUUGGUAGGAAUGCUACUGUUUGUGAUCCAUCGCAGGAAUAUGUUGCCAGUGAAGAGGAGGAUGAUCCAGAGGUGGAAUUUCUGAAGUCAUUAACGACCAAGCAAAAACAGAAGCUCCUAAGAAAACUCGAUCGCCUGGAAAAGCAGAAGGCCAAGAAAAAGAAGGGCAAAAAGCAGAAGAAGAAAAGCAAAAGAAAACACAAGAAGAAGCAUGAAAGCAGCGACAGCAGCUCGAGUGACUCCUCCAGCAGCAGCAGUAGCAGUAGUGACAGUGGCUCAGAUUCAGACAGCCAGGGCAAGUUCAAGAGCCAAAAGAGAAAGAAGAACAAGAAGAAAGAUUCCUGUCGGGAUAACAGCUCGAAGAGCGAGCGGCGAGUCAAGAGUCAGAAAAAGGCCUCCUCUCAUAGGAGCAGGUCACAGAGUCCUCGCACCAGACACAAGCGGCCUGAAGAGGAGUCCGGAGAUUACAGACGAAAGGGGACAGAGAGGGGAAGGAGCAGGAGUCGACAUCGCAGCCCGGAGGACCAGAUCAAGCUGGAGGGAGGUCAAGAGAGAAAGAGACACAACAGCAGGGACAGGCAGAGGCCUCGCAGCUCCAAGUCUGGCUUGGACAGAAGCGUGAGCCGCGAGAAAGGCAGGGAGGACGGAGGUAAAGACCGGCGUCACAGCGGAGAUGGUGAGAGGAACAGAAGUGGCACAGAUGGAAGGCGAGGGAGAACAGCAGAUGGGAGGAGCAGAAGCAGGGAAAGGAGGAAGGAAAGAGAGGGCAGGGGAAGAAGCAGGAGCAGGGAGAGGAGAGAGAGGAGCCAAGACCGAGGAAAAAGAAAGCGCUGACUUUCAUUAUGCCCCUCUUAGAAUAUUGGACAAAACAUGAAAAUGUUUUGAAUGUUUGUUUUCUUUUCCUUUCAGACUGUCUUCAUGAUAAUCAGUGUCCCUCUAUGUAGAAUAGCAGGCAUGGCGCGUGGGUCUCAUUUUCCUCCAGUAGAGGGAAGCAGUGGACAGAAAAUGCGCGGCUGCAGCUCAUCGCGCUCUUGUGUUGUCUUGUACUGUAUGAAAGGGACUAAAUUAAUUGAUUACCAUUAGAGGCAAUCUGCAGCUGUGAUCUAUUGAUGGGAAAACGUUGGACUCAUUUUAAUGGUCAGUUGGCCACAAGAAAGACGAUUUCUGUUGCUGCAGGGUUUUAUCUCGCUUUCAUUAUUGUGUCUUGGAAACGUCGACAUUGUGCGCUAUGACGCUUACACGGCUGUUGAUAAAAGCUGUUGACUUUUAUUUUAUGAUUAAAUUUUUAAUCGUC